Molecule: messenger RNA, 547 nt
Organism: Periconia digitata
Lineage: Eukaryota; Fungi; Ascomycota; Dothideomycetes; Pleosporales; Periconiaceae
Source: the annotation of a GenBank genome assembly
UAUGACCUCUAAGAUUAUAACUAGAUGCGCAAGUAAGAGUGAGGGAGAUCUCAUGGUCUCAAGGAAAUUGCCGAUACGCUUGGUUGCGUGGGUUGCGUUGGUGAUGUCCGUUGCUAGCGAUAGCCCUCUCGCUGCUCUGCGCAUCACAUCAGGCCCCGCACUAUACCACACGAUAUUCUUCAUCUCAACUAACCUCAGAAUCGACUUUCUGAAUCGACUUGCCACUCGCGUAGCCACGUCACCGUACCUUCUAGAAACACCCACACGUGGGCAAACAAUCCAAGGGAAAUCGAUUGCGCUCAACACCAUGGCGUCCAGAGCCUCAUACUAUUUAUCAGAAGGAUUUUGAUUAUUUGGAGUACUAUUUAAAUUAUUAAACGGCAAAUUCUGAUAUCAACACACAUGGCGGAUGCAGGCAUCUCCUACGAUCGUACCGAAAAAGUCCCUCGGUGCGUGAGUUCGAGUCGGGGUGCGCUCACUUUGAGCGUGCUAUCAAACUUCUAAGAUCCUGGUGUUUGACGGGCAUAACAAAUACAAAAAACCAAUU